This is a messenger RNA of Mucor mucedo, 1691 nucleotides long. RefSeq names its product kinase-like domain-containing protein. Gene Ontology annotation, cellular component: nucleus; cytoplasm; plasma membrane. The coding region runs from base 85 to 1572 and encodes 495 amino acids. Lineage: Eukaryota; Fungi; Mucoromycota; Mucoromycetes; Mucorales; Mucoraceae. Gene Ontology annotation, molecular function: ATP binding; protein serine/threonine kinase activity. The transcript is spliced from 7 exons. Gene Ontology annotation, biological process: protein phosphorylation. The record is from RefSeq and is a predicted model, not a curated record.
UUUUUUUUUAUUAUUAUUGGGCUUUUUUCUUUUCUUGGGCUUUAUUUUUUUUUUUUCCGCUAAUAAUAAUAAUAAAUAAACAAUAUGGAUCAGUCAAUAAGUGCGCCACAGCCAAUGCAUUUUUCACCUGGGUUACAUUAUAGUAGUAAUAGUAGUAGUAAUAAUAGUAGUCAAACAGAGAUAACGAAUGCCUUUACGGUACCCGAUAAUUUUCAAACGACCGAAAAAGUAAUGACAACACCUAAAUCCAACUCUUGGUUUAAUACAACUGCUUUCAGACCAAGUAACAAGGCAAUUCGUAGAGUUGCUUCUGCUCCCAAUGCAAACAAUAUUCAGACAUUAUCCAAACCUUCCUCAUUACAAUAUUUACAAGGAGAAGAACAACAUUUCGAACGAAUGAAAUUAUGUAAAAGAACUUAUUCGUCUGCCAGCAUUAAAGUAAGACAAGUCGAAGUAGGUCCAUCUAGUUUUGUCAAGGUUCGAAUGUUGGGAAAAGGUGAUGUAGGAAAAGUUUACAUGGUUAGACAAAAAGGCACUGAUAAACUAUUUGCCAUGAAAGUCUUAUCAAAGAAAGAAAUGAUCAAAAGAAACAAGAUCAAACGCGCCUUGGCUGAACAAGAGAUUUUGUCUACUUCAAAUCAUCCUUUCAUUGUUUCAUUAUAUCAUUGCUUUCAAAGUCAGGAGUAUCUUUACUUUGUCAUGGAAUACUGUAUGGGAGGUGAAUUCUUUCGAGCGUUACAAUUGAGACCAGGUAAAUGUUUGAACGAAGAAGGCGCAAAAUUCUAUGCAGCCGAGGUUACUGCAGCUCUGGAAUACCUUCAUCUUCAAGGACAUAUUUACCGAGAUCUCAAACCAGAAAAUAUCCUGUUGCAUCAGAGUGGGCAUAUCAUGUUGACCGAUUUUGAUCUUAGUAAAGGCUCAAGUCCACCUGGUAGACCUGGUGUUGUAAAGUCAAAGUCUCCUAAUCAGCCUCCUUCCAUCGAUACCAAAAGCUGUGUACAAGGCCUUCGUACCAAUAGUUUUGUUGGCACAGAGGAAUACAUUGCUCCUGAAGUGAUUAAAGGGUGUGGACAUACCAGUGCUGUGGAUUGGUGGACAUUAGGUAUUCUUAUUUAUGAGAUGCUGUAUGGUACAACUCCAUUUAAAGGGGCUGGUCGUAAUGAUACAUUUGCCAAAAUCCUUCAUAUCGAUGUUAAUUUCCCUUAUCAACCUGAACCUCAUAAUGCUAGUAUCACCAACGCAGGAAAGAAUUUAAUACGUAAAUUAUUACACAAGGACGAGAAUUGUCGACUUGGAUCCCGUGCAGGCGCGGCAGAUGUCAAACAACAUGUGUUUUUCAAAAAUAUCAACUUUGCAUUAUUAAGAAAUAUGACACCACCUAUUAUACCGGCUACUUCCAAUGGUAUGGAUGCAGUCAACUUUAGAAAAAUUCAAGAAAGUACCAGUUUGGAUCUGGAAGCUGAUGGAUUAAAAGUCAUGGGCUCUGUAGAGAAAUCAAACCCCUUUGAAAAGUUUGACUCUUUAACCUUGUAUCAUACUGGCGAUUCUGAUUCCGAAGUAGAAAACUUAUAAUACCCCAAGCCUACCCAACUCACUCACACAAAACACCUUCAAAUUAAUUAAUACCGUCUUCUCUAAUACAAUAAUUAAAAAUACUUAAUCUAAUAAAUCUUAAUCUCAUGACGCAUAAA